AUGAAGCUUUUGGCGUUAUAUUGCCUCCAACUGCUAACAGCGACAGUAUCCGCCCAACACGUCGCUCUGCCUUACGGUAUACAAAUGAAAUCUAACGCCCAGAAGCCCCUCAUGGACAUUGGUCCCGUCAUGCCACCAUCACAACAACCUGGAGGUUCCGAGCAGCCACCUCCCCAAGGAGGAGUUCUUAUAUCUGACGUGAUGGGUCGAGACCGUAGCAUCAAUAUAUUUGCUGGAUUCACCCGCGACAUCGCCUCGAUAUCCUCCCGCCUUGACGACUCCUCGAAAAAUAGCACCGUCCUUGCCCCGCGGAAUUCGGCCGUCGAGAAGCUACCGCGCAAACCCUGGGAAGACCCCAAGGACUACGAUGCGCUAGGUGCUAACGCAUAUGAGGGCGAGGACGGACAAGAUAGGGCUCAUAGGAAUAUGAUGAGGUUCGUGGAGGCACAUGUAGUCUCUGUCAGCCCUUGGCAGGAGGGGGAGAAGGUCAAGACGCUACUUGACGGGGAUAGAGAAAUAUGGUGGGAGAUGAAAGAUGGUGUUAGAGUGAUCCAACCUGACGGGAUCCAAGUAGAUAGUAUCGCGAGCCGAGUUGGGAAUGGUGAGCUAUGGAUCCUAAACGGAGUACGUAACUACGUUUAA
Daldinia childiae is the source of this 642-nucleotide messenger RNA. RefSeq lists its product as uncharacterized. The coding region runs from base 1 to 642 and encodes 213 amino acids. The record is from RefSeq and is a predicted model, not a curated record. NCBI's taxonomy places the organism in Eukaryota, Fungi, Ascomycota, Sordariomycetes, Xylariales, Hypoxylaceae. The transcript has 2 exons.